This is a messenger RNA of Ascoidea rubescens DSM 1968, 3102 nucleotides long. It is a transcript of the gene PEP5, whose product is annotated as tethering complex subunit PEP5. Gene Ontology annotation, cellular component: HOPS complex; endosome. Gene Ontology annotation, molecular function: protein binding; protein-macromolecule adaptor activity. The transcript is spliced from 11 exons. Lineage: Eukaryota; Fungi; Ascomycota; Saccharomycetes; Ascoideales; Ascoideaceae. Gene Ontology annotation, biological process: endosome organization; vacuole organization; organelle fusion. The record is from RefSeq and is a predicted model, not a curated record. Bases 1 to 3102 code for a protein of 1033 amino acids.
AUGUCCUUGUCCUCGUGGCGACAGAUCAACUUUUUCAAUUACACACCAAUCAAAGAUCCUUUUUUCAAUACUGAUAAUCCAUUGUAUUCUGAUCCAAAUCUAUCUUCAAUCUGUUCCACUUCUAAUCCUGACUAUCUUAUCAUCGCGACAGACAAUGCUAUCAUAAAGAUUAUCAACAAGACCUUCCAGGUUGUUUAUCAAUUCCAAGCCUAUGAGUUGGGCACAAAUAUCACUUUUUUAAACUCCAAUAAUAACAAUAACCUGAAAUUUCUAGUUUCCAUUGGUGAAAAACAAGGCCAUCCCAUAGUAUUGAAAUUGUGGAAUUUAAACAAAUUUAUCAAAUAUAUCAAUUCUCCAUCAAACAAUUACAACUUGGAGAUUCUUGACAAUAUUUUUAAUUACCAUUCCGUUGUUCAAAUUCAUAAUGGUAACAAUCAGUAUCCUCUCUCAACUUUCUCCAAUAAUCUAGAGUUUUCAUUGCUAGCCUUUGGGUUCACCAAUGGCUCAACUAUUCUAGUUAGAGGUGAUUUAGUGCAUGAUAAAGGUUCCAGACAAAGAAUCAUUUACCAAUCAAAUAAUGACCCAAUAACUGGUAACGAUCCUAAUAAUAACAUUAACAUCACCGCUAUUAACAAUAUCAAUGACGAUAACCCAAUAACACAAUCGGUUUUAAAUUCUAAUGACUACUUGCUUUACAUAAUAACCACUUCUAAAAUUUUAGUUUUUGAAACAAAUGGAAAGAGUAUCAAUAAACCACUACAUGUCUUGGAGAAUCACUAUGGCUCAAAUCUUUAUUGCAAUGAUAUCCUAUACAACAACAACUUAAUUAUAAGUAACUCCAUAACGAAUUCAAUUGAUUUUUAUAACUUCAAAUACUCAAAAAUUAACUCAAUCAGCAAUCUAAAUUUCAAUAAACUAAAACUAUUCAAUUAUCUAAAUAAAUACUUAUUAAUAGUAUCCUCAAUUGACACCUCUUUUACUUUAAACAUUAACAAAAAAACAAAUAAUAUUUUGAACUUAUCUUCAAAUAAUUCAUUUAAAACAACAAGAAUUCUAAUGCUUGACUACACACAUAACUUUAUAACAUUUAACCUAACCAUUUCAAACAACAUUUCAAACAUUUUCUUCAUGUGGAAUAACCUAUAUCUUCUAUCAACUAAUGGUAUUCUAUACAAAUUAUCUGAAAAAUCAAUUAACCAAAAAAUUGAAUUAUUAAUUCAAAGAAACUUAUACCCAAUUUCAAUUCAAUUGGUUCAGGAACAAUUAAUUCUACAAGAUUUGUUACUAAUCAAAAAAAAAUAUGGCGAUUACUUAUUUUCAAAAAAUGAAUUUGAAGAUUCAAUAAAUCAAUAUAUUCAAGCAAUUGAAUUAAAUAAUAAUAAUAUCACAAUCGAUAUUAUAUUAAAAUUCAAAAAUAACGACAAGAUUUUAUUGCUAACCAGUUAUCUAGAAAAUCUAUUCAGCUUUCAAAAAAAACUUUUUUAUAAAAAAUAUUUAACUUUGUUACUAUGCAACUAUUGUAAACUAAAAGACUUAAAUAAAUUGAAUAAUUUCAUCCAUCAAAUUGAAAUAAUUAAAUUCCAAUCAAUUACAAAUAACGAUUUGUUACUAAAAAUCAAUUUUUACAAAAUCGCAUUAAAAUUUUCUUUAAUUUUCAAAAAUUAUUCAUUGAUUUUGGAGUUAUUGAUUAAUAAAUUUAAAUCUUAUAAAUUAUCAUUAAAUUUUCUAAGAGUUUUGCAAAUUAAUGAUUUGUUGAACUUGUUAAUAUCCGAUUCAAAUGCAAAUUAUGCUAAAAUAUUAUUACAUUACUUGCCAAUUGAGACGACUAAGCUUUUGAUUGAUGUUUUCACUGGAAUUUACAAACCUCAGGGCUCUGAGGAAUUGAUAUAUAAACAAUUUGAUGCUUUAAUAUCGCCAAUCCUGUUAUUCAAAGUUAUAAUUCCGGGCGUUACUUCAUCAAGUCAGUUGGAAACACAAUUAAAGAAACAAAUUCCAACAUAUCAACCUCCUAGACCAAGACUAAUUUUUUCAUCAUUUGUUAAUAAUCCAAGCGAAUUUGUCAUCUUUCUUGAAGCUUGCUUGCAAUCAUUUGAUAAAUUUGAUAAAUUCAAUACAAAUGUUAAAGAUAAAAAGGAUUUAUUGAUCACAUUGUUUGAAAUGUAUUUAACGCUAUCUAACGACUUGAGUUACUCUAAAGACAAAAAAAACAAGAAAGAAUGGGAAUCUAAAGCAAUUAAGUUGUAUAAAAGUUAUAAAGAACUUAUGGAUUAUACAUCAGUUUUGCUAAUUUGUAAUCUAAACAACUUUCAGAAUGAUGACCUAUUAUUAGAUGAAAAUGAAAAUGAUAAUCCUAGGAGGUAUAACCACGUUGAAUUAUUGCGAUCGAGUUUGUUGUCAGGAAAUAUCUCGAGAUCUAUUAAGAUACUAAGAAAAUUCGGGGAUAAAUUGCCAGAGUUAUACAAUGUCACAUUAAUAUUGAUAAUCAAACUAAAUUCAAAUGACUUUUUAAAUAAAAAAUUUGGAAUUAAAAACUUCUUAAUCUUGUUGAAUAAAAUCCUAAAAUACAAUUUGAUGUCAUUAAUUGAUUUAAUAAAAAUAUUAUCGUUGAACAAUUUGAUCAAAAUUAAAUUUAUAAAACAUUUUUUGAUCAACUAUAUUAAUUUUAAGAACUUUGAAAUUGAGAAGAAUUUAAAAUUGUACAAUUACUAUAAAAGGGAAAUUGAAAGCGAUAUUGAUCUGAAUGAUGGAGAAGAAGAUGAUUUUAUAGUUUUGAAUAACUUGAAAUGCAAUGUUUGUUCACAAACUUUAGAUUUUCCAAUUAUUCAUUUUAUUUGUCAUCAUUCUUAUCAUCAACGUUGUUUAUCAGAUUAUAAUUAUGAUAUUAAUGGAAGUGAAAACAACAAUAUUGAUAAAACUCGAAAAUGCCCCAAAUGUGUUUCAGAAAUGGAUGCUAUAAAGGCCAUAAGAGCUUCCCAAGAUGAAAUUGGCGAAAGAAAUGACUUGUUCAAGAUUGCUCUUAAAGAUUCAGACGACAAAUUUAAAGUUAUUACUGAUUUUUAUGGCAGAGGGGCAAUGGAACAAGUUAGGUAUGUUUUACAAUAA